Cloeon dipterum is the source of this 630-nucleotide messenger RNA. RefSeq lists its product as uncharacterized. The transcript has 4 exons. The coding region runs from base 50 to 442 and encodes 130 amino acids. Lineage: Eukaryota; Metazoa; Arthropoda; Insecta; Ephemeroptera; Baetidae. The record is from RefSeq and is a predicted model, not a curated record.
AAAGCGGAUAAAGCGGACGAGCGCGGACGAUUCGGUAGCGACAUGCAGGAUGGAGCGGAGUAGUUGUCUUUCAUAUCUGGUGCUGCUGCCGGUGCUAGCCAUUGUGCUCUCGUUAACGGUGACCCAGGGCGUCGGAGCAGCAGAACAGCCGGAAACGCAAUCUCUUCUAUCUCCACAUGAACGCGCGGUCAAAACCAUUGCUCCCGAAGGAACGCUAGCUGCCCCGGCGAAUCAGAUUCCGACUGGCACGGAUUUUGCCGAGGGAUUUUUAUCAAGGAGUAUCGAUCCCCGAAAGGAUGUGCGAGUCGAGCGCUUGUUGGCUGAGAACAAGCAAAUUAAGCUGGAGAACGCGAGACUUGCCAAGAAAGUUUUCGACUGCCAGGUUGAAAUCGAAAUUAUUGUUGGCAACUGUAGCGCGAUGAAAAACAGCCACCAGCACUGAACCAGACCACAACAGCCGACGCAACACCAGAUAAACUUAUAUUAUACCCUCUCUCUGUUGUGUACAUGCAUUGCGACACCCGGUCGCUGCCAGAACAAUAUAUUUUUACCAUUAAACGCAGCUUUCCAGCUGUGCAUGCGGACCAACCUGCAGGUCGUUGGGCAUACCGCAACCUUAAAAUGUUUGCU